This is a messenger RNA of Condylostylus longicornis, 1194 nucleotides long. RefSeq lists its product as uncharacterized. The transcript is spliced from 3 exons. The record is from RefSeq and is a predicted model, not a curated record. The coding region runs from base 1 to 1194 and encodes 397 amino acids. Lineage: Eukaryota; Metazoa; Arthropoda; Insecta; Diptera; Dolichopodidae.
AUGUCAAAUUUAUUUAAAAUUACUAUUGACAAGGCAGCAGAAUUAUUUAAAAAGAAAUUUUUUGUUGGACCAAGUAAACAGGAAUGGUUCAAUAACGAAUUAAAAGAAUUAAACGAAAAUAAAAUAGAAGCUUAUAAUCGUGCAGCAAUAUCUAAUGACGAAACCUUAUGGUCAAUUUAUAAAAAUAUUAGAAACGAGUAUAACUUUAAGAUAAAAACAACAAAAAAACAAUUUAUUGAAUAUAAAUUAGAAAACUGCGGUGGUAAUUCUAAGGAAAUGUGGAAAAAUAUUAAGAAAUAUGUAACGAAACCUUCUAACAAUGAAUCAAUUGACGAAUUAAAAAUAAAUAAUACUCUAAUAAGUGGGUCAACUAAUAUAGCGAAUGAAUUAAAUGCAUUCUUUAUAGACAGUAUUAAAAAUAUAGCUGAUAGUAUUAAUAUAGUGCAAUACCAAAAUUUAAUAGCCGUAAGUAAUUAUAGAUUUAAGUUUCAUAAGAUAAAUAAGCAGGAAUUGUAUGUGAUUAUUCGUAAAAUGAAUACCAAAAAAGACUUUCUGGGUUUCGAUACUAAAAUAAUUCUUAAUUCAUAUGAUAUAUUUGGUGAUGCCCUGGUACAUAUUGUCAACCAGUCUAUGAGAAGCGGUACUUUCUCAUUAACAUGGAAAGAAUCUGUCGUCAGGCCAAUUCCAAAGAAGCAGCGUCCGAAAGAACCAACUGAUUUGAGGCCAAUCAAUAUGAUGCCCUUAUAUGAAAAAAUAUUAGAAAAAAAGAAUAUAUGUGAUAAACGGAGUGGUUUCAGAGGAAAACAUUCCUUUGAAACGGCUUUAAAUUUAGUCCUAUAUGAUUGGAAAAGGGCUAAAGAGAAUAAUUUAGUGAUUUGUGCAAUAUUUUUAGAUUUUAGAAGAGCAUUCGAAACUGUUGAUAGAGAAAUUCUGCUGAUGAAAUUUGAAAAAUAUGGAGUUCAAGGUAAUGAGCUAAGUUGGUUUAAAAGUUAUUUCAAAUGUAGAAAGCAAAAAACAAUAAUUGACGACAGAUUAUCUGAAUCAAAAUUUUUUAGCAAUGGAGUUCCUCAAGGUGCAAUAUUAGGAUCCUGUAAAAUUGUCCUGUUUGCAGAUGAUGCACUUAUUUAUGUUGUUGACCGAAGUUUGGAUGUAUGUUGUAGUAAAGUAAAGGACGAUCUGAAUAAUGUAUUUUAA